AUGACGGGCAACCCCAAACAGAGCUCCAUUGAAGCGUGCAGGAACGGCGACUUGCCACUGGCUAAAAGCAUUAUGCAGGACCACAACGACUUCAAGGCACAGCAAGAGUCUUAUGUGUAUCCUGACACUUUGAUAAAGCACGCCGUUGACGAGGCAGCGUGGAAGAAUCACGCGCCUAUUGUCGCCUUCCUACUCGAUAACGGAGCUAGUAUCACCAAUUCAGUUGUCCUUGCGGUAUCUAAGAGUCGCGACAAACCGAUGUUGGAGGAAAUCCUCAAAAGAGGGUUCGACAUCAACACAGUGGAACCAGGCGCGACCUUGCUCAGGCUAUCCACGGGACAUACUGAGUGGAUGGAGGUACUGUUACAGCAUGGAGCAGACCCCAAUGUCAAAGAUUCGAGGGGACGGACAGCGCUUCACUCCGCCGUGAUCAAGCCAUCGUUGCAACCCUGUCAGCUCCUGCUUGACCAUGGAGCCACGUUGCCACGAGAUAUACUUCAGUCUGCGAUAGGUUUCAAAGGUGCAAGCAUGGAUAUGGUUAAAUAUCUCAUUGAGAAGGGGGCUGAUCUCAACUAUGUCCGAAACAUCAAGACAGGCUACAAGAUCUGGCAAGGGACCCCUCUACAUGUCGCGGCCGGUACCAAUCGACUUGACAUCGCCCAGCUUCUGUUGAGUGCGGGAGCCGAUCCCGGCAUCAAGUAUUGGGACAAUACGCCGGCCGACACGGCCAAAGAGUUUGACUACAUGGAGAUGCAUAAUCUGCUGAAAGCGGAUGCAGCCCCUGAUGGAUUCUCCCCUUGA
Colletotrichum paranaense is the source of this 801-nucleotide messenger RNA. RefSeq lists its product as uncharacterized. The record is from RefSeq and is a predicted model, not a curated record. Gene Ontology annotation, molecular function: protein binding. NCBI's taxonomy places the organism in Eukaryota, Fungi, Ascomycota, Sordariomycetes, Glomerellales, Glomerellaceae. The transcript has 2 exons. Bases 1 to 801 code for a protein of 266 amino acids.